This is a messenger RNA of Colletotrichum orchidophilum, 762 nucleotides long. RefSeq lists its product as uncharacterized. NCBI's taxonomy places the organism in Eukaryota, Fungi, Ascomycota, Sordariomycetes, Glomerellales, Glomerellaceae. The transcript has 3 exons. The record is from RefSeq and is a predicted model, not a curated record. The coding region runs from base 1 to 762 and encodes 253 amino acids.
AUGAACAACUUGCUCAUGCUGUGCAUCUCGCGAUGGUUGAGGGCAUGGGACAAAGCGGGCGACGCAGGAGAAGACGGCACCGUUGCCAUACUUCAUAAUCUUGUCGAGCAUUUCGUGGGCCUGCUCGCGUGGACCGUACAAGGCGAACACGUUGUCCGACAUGUGGUCGACGACCGCCUGGCCAAGGUAGCGGCUCGUGACUUCGUUGACACCAUCGGCGUCAGCGGUCACUUGGAGGCGGCCAAACACGGGUUUGGCUAUGGGCGAGGAUUGCCGGGCUCGUUUGCUCACCGCCAACCCAUCCUUUCUUGCCUCGAACCUACAAGACGACGUCUUGACUGCCGACCUCCUCCGCAACGCUCAAAGCUCCAGUCGACCAUUCAAACACCCACAAGUCCGUUCUACUGCUCCUCGAGUCAUCAACCGACCAUUGAGCAUCGAUUCGAAGACACCCAGCAGUACCAGCGCACCGCCACCGUCAACAUCACACCAACCAUCCGUCAGUUCAUAGACGUCACCAAGCUCUACUCCAACGACCUCAAGUACGAUAAAGAAAAGUAUGACGUCUUCAUGGGGCCUGGCUUCAAAAGCCGCAGGAAGCCAGGCCAGCAGGUGCUCGACGCACUCAUCCAGAGGGUCGCCGUAAUCUGCAACGCAUGUGCCCCUUCGACUCUACGUUCAACAGACGUGACCACCUACUCACCUGUUGCGAUGGUGUUUCAGAGUGCCGAGACGCCCUUCUCUCGCCUGAUCCUAUCUUAG